AGACCUUGGAUGGUUGGACUGUUCAUUGUAUGGGUGGCAUAACUGUCACCACAAUUGCAUGAUCCACGCUCACCACAUUUCAUUUGCAAAUCGCCCAAAAUUCAGUUCGCAGAAAGUAAACCAUCCGCCAUGGAAGCUCUCAGAGCUCCCUCCCCUGUUUCUCCACCUUCACGUAUCAGAACCCAAUUACCCAAACCCAUUUUCAGUCUUUCAUUUACUCACAAAACCCCCAAUUCACCCUUACCCAAUCUAACCCAAUUUACAAAACCCAAAUUCAAAACCUUCACUACCAUUUCUCCAUCUGUUUCAACCGAACCCACAUCCCCACCUGAAGAAGAAACCGAAACCCUUGAACAAGAUGAAAAAUUCGACUGGUUUUCUCAGUGGUACGCGCUCAUGCCUGUGUGUGAUCUGGACAAGAGGGCGCCCCAUGGGAAGAAGGUGCUAGGUCUCGAUGUUGUUAUCUGGUGGGAUAAGAACGAUAACGAAUGGAAGGUGUUCGACGAUAGUUGUCCACACAGAUUGGCUCCACUUUCCGAAGGAAGGAUCGAUCAAUGGGGAAGGCUGCAGUGCGUCUACCAUGGCUGGUGCUUCGGCGGCUCCGGCGACUGCAAAUUUAUCCCUCAAGCUCCCCCUGAUGGUCCUCCGGUUCAUACGUUCCAGAAAGCAUGUGUAGCUGUUUACCCAAGCAUUGUUCAAAACGGAAUUGUUUGGUUUUGGCCUAACACUGAUCCUGAAUACAAAGAUAUCCUCACGAAGAAGAAACCUCCAUACAUUCCUCAACUCGACGACCCUUCAUUUACAUUCCAAAUGUUUAACAGAGACAUACCAUAUGGGUAUUCAUCAUUCAAUCUUUCAAAUUGUCUCCUAUUUAACAAAAAACGAAUCCAUUCAUCGAUCAAGAGACUGACAUUUCACAUUUUCAGGUACGAAAUCUUGAUUGAAAACCUCAUGGAUCCCGCUCAUGUUCCAUACGCACAUUAUGGCAUAAUGAGGAUGCCACAACCCAGUGUUAAGCAAGAUCGGGAAGGGGGAAGACCUCUUGAAAUAAACGUAAACAAAAUAGACAAAAAUGGUUUCACUGCAAACCAACAAAAUAGUCAAUGGCAAUUCGUUCCUCCUUGUUUGUUUUAUGGAAGUGCAACAAUCGGGGGAAAUCCAGAUGACGUGUCUGCCACCUCAGCAGGAAACACAAAGGGGCAAUUAAGUCAAAAGCCACCUCGACAAUUGCUUUUGAUCUUUAUAUGUAUGCCAGUGAGUCCUGGAAAUAGCAGAAUUAUCUUUAUUUCGCCUAGAAACUUUGGUGUUUGGAUUGAUAAAAUUGUCGCAAGAUGGAUGUAUCAUAUUGGGCAGAAUUUGAUUAUUGAUUCUGAUUUGUAUCUUCUUCAUGUUGAGGAAAAGAAAGUGAUGGAAGCUGGAUCUUCUAAUUGGAAUAAAAUAUGUUUUGUUCCAACAAAAGCAGAUGCAAAUGUGGUUGCAUUUAGAAAAUGGCUAAAUAAGUAUUCAGAUGGAAAAAUCGAUUGGGGAAACAAAUUUAAUGGAUCUCUGCCACCAACUCCCGCUAGAGAACAACUCAUGGACAGGUAUUGGAGCCAUGUGGUGAAUUGCACGAGUUGCAAUUCGGCAUACAAAGGUCUUAAUGCACUUGAGGUGUCACUUCAAGUGUUUUCACUUGCUUCAAUUGCUAUUGUGGCUGCAGCCAAACAAGGGAUGAUAUCGGUUGCAGCAAGGAAUACACUUGUUGUUCUUGCUAUUUUGUGCUUUGUGGGAUCAAAAUGGUUGUCUCAUUUUAUCCACAAAAACUUUCACUACCAUGAUUAUAAUCAUGCUUUUCGUUGAGAGUUGUUGUUUUGAGGAUAAUACUUGCUUUAUAGAGCUUGUUAUUGUGCCCAUGGUUGUAUGUAGUGAUAAACAAGACACGAGACAUUGAUAUCAUUUAUAGUGAAUACGUAUAAAUUAAGUCUA
This is a messenger RNA of Lactuca sativa (garden lettuce), 1965 nucleotides long. RefSeq names its product ACD1-like protein (gene ACD1-LIKE). Gene Ontology annotation, molecular function: chlorophyllide a oxygenase activity; 2 iron, 2 sulfur cluster binding. The record is from RefSeq and is a predicted model, not a curated record. NCBI's taxonomy places the organism in Eukaryota, Viridiplantae, Streptophyta, Magnoliopsida, Asterales, Asteraceae. Gene Ontology annotation, cellular component: cytoplasm.